Salmo salar (Atlantic salmon) is the source of this 802-nucleotide messenger RNA. It is a transcript of the gene ssna1, whose product is annotated as Sjogren syndrome nuclear autoantigen 1. Gene Ontology annotation, cellular component: ciliary basal body; centrosome; axon. The record is from RefSeq and is marked provisional. Gene Ontology annotation, biological process: axon extension. NCBI's taxonomy places the organism in Eukaryota, Metazoa, Chordata, Actinopteri, Salmoniformes, Salmonidae.
GAGUUUGUUAGCUAGUUGUCGUGGAAACUAGCUAAAUGGAGGGAUUUUGAAGCUAGCUAAGGACAGAGUCGGUGUCGAGAAGGAGUCUAUAUCGACUGCUUAAAUCUUUGCACAAAUUAGCCAGUUUGCCAACUAGUUAGACCUAGCGAGAGUUAUCUGUAGCAAUACCUUGGCUUCAAACUGCAAAGUUAUCAUUGAGUCGCUAACUAACGUAGAUAGUACUCUGGCUGUGUGCGCGGGGAAGGGCCCUGGAGAGCUGGAAAAGUAUCAUCGACAACAUCAUGACCCAACAAGGAGCAGCGCUACAAACCUACAACAAUGAGCUUGUCAAGUGUAUCGAGGAGCUGUGCUCUAAGAGGGAUGAGUUGAACCGUCAGAUACAGCUGGAGGAGGAGGAGAAGGGUCGUCUACAACACGACAUUCGUGUCCUCACUGAGAAGCUAAGCCGCGUCAAUGAGAGCUUGGCCAGACGACUCACCGCCCGCGCUGACUUUGACCGCACAAUCGCUGAGACUGAGGCUGCCUAUAUGAAGAUUCUGGAGAGCUCUCAGACACUGCUGAGUGUACUAAAGAAGGAAGCGGGAAAUCUCGGCAAAGCCACUGAACCCAGAGGGAAAGACCACUGACGUCCAGACUACCUUCCCUCUCACCCGGAUACCAGCACUUCCCCUCACCAUCUUAUCUAGAACUGUUUGUAAUAUAUUUAUGUAAAAAUGUUUUGAAUAUCUAACUCUGAUCUUUACUGGUGUACUUAUUUUAUAUCAAUUGCAUUAUUUUAAUAAAGUUUGAAGAUUCUCUUCGC